AUGACCGAGGGCGAAACUACCGGCGGCUGGCAAACGAGGAUCGAAGAGAUCAAACGGGAGAAAAGAAAGCGAAAGAGUUCAAUCACAAAAUUAUUAAAUAAUUUGGCGGAAAAGAUUGCAUCGAGACAAGAUGGCGCCAUCGACGAAAUUAAAGUCAUUUUAGGGCGUCUAGAAGAACUGAAAGACGACACAGAGGACCUAAUCGACGAACUCUGCGAACUUUACAAGAAAAACAAGCAGGAUGAGCUUGCAACUAAAGCUGGAGAUGAAGCAGACGAAAUUAUUGAACGUAUCGAGCAUGAGGCCGCUCUUGGCCGUCGUGCAUUGACAUCGUUAGUGACGAAAUCGCCGAGCCAAUCACCUCCACCACAAGGCAGUCCGGAGAUACCAGCCAACGACAAAAAUUUAUCAAGCGGUUUUACUAAUUUAGAAAGAAUAAAGUUACCUACAUUCGGUGGCAACAAAAGCCAGUUUCCACAGUGGAACGCUACAUUCACAAGCUGCGUCGACGACACAUCCAUGACAGCUCAAUAUAAGAUGCUGAGACUAGAAUCAUGUUUAACGGGAGAGGCAUUGGACACGAUUAAAGGACUAGGUUACUCAGAAGAGGCCUACAAAGUAGCAAAGACAAGACUAGUUCGCAAGUACGGUGGAGACAGGAGAGACGUUCAAGGUCAUCUAGAUGAAUUACUAAAGCUAAAGCCUAUCAAGGAGGAUAAACCAAAGGCUCUGGAAAAAUUUGCUGACAUGCUAGAAAGAGCUGUUAUAAAGCUUCAAGAGAACAAUCGCAAAGCAGACCUAGAAGUUGGAACAUUGUACACAAUCAUUCUUGACAAGUUACCAGAAAAGACCAUUAGCCAGUACUACAGAUGGGUUAAAGAACAGGGUAAAACCGAAUCACUGAAUACACUGAAAGACUGGACAGCAGAAGAAGCGGAAAUACAAAUGCAGGCUGCUGAGUUGAAGUAUGGACUCAAGGCUGAAAACACUACCACUUAUAAACCUCCUGAACAAAGGAACAGUCCAAAAUCCUACGGAACAUUGCAAUCAGAACCAAGAGUACAAACAAGUGAUCGACGAAAAUGUAGAUGCUGUGGGGGACAACACGGACUGUGGUCAUGUGAAUCAUUCAAAAGCAAAACUGUGAAAGAUCGUUGGAGCACUGCAAAGAAGCUUGGUGUUUGUUAUAGAUGUUUGUCUGAUGGUCAUCUUGGUACUAAGUGUCCUAGGAGUAGAGUGUGCAACCUGAAUGGAUGUAUGGACAGUCACCACAGACUAUUACAUAUGGACAAAAACAGUGAGACGACAACCCAGGCCGGCCCAACAACGACACAGCCAGGACCAUUUCAAGCCCAAUCGUACAAUGGACCACCCACACAUUUCAACCAUUAUCCUUUCGUUGGUAAUGCUCCUUUGUUAACGCCACCAAGUGCUAGUCCAUUCAACGUAGGAUCCAAUUUCCAACCAUCAAGCGAAAGUCAUUUUGGAGCAAGUAGAAACACGGAGGGGGAUCCUAAUACCCACAUUGCGACAUGUGGCAAAGUAGCACCACGAACAAUCCCUGUUGUCUUGAAACAUGGAAACAAGAGACUGUCAGUAAAUUGUUUUAUUGAUGAAGGAAGUGAUACAACAUAUAUCAACGAGGAUGUUAUACAUGAAUUCGGCAUACAAGGUGAAAAGGAGUGGGUCAACGUCAAUGUUGCUAAUGCGCAACAAGUAAGCUUCCCUUCAAUGACACUCAGUAUCGGUAUAGCCAGUCUAGAUAACCAGGUCAACACCAUUAUCAAAGCAAAGACAUCUGUUAACAUCUGCGGAGGAAUGAAAGCUGUCAACUGGUGUGUUGUAUAG
This is a messenger RNA of Exaiptasia diaphana, 1848 nucleotides long. RefSeq lists its product as uncharacterized. The record is from RefSeq and is a predicted model, not a curated record. Bases 1 to 1848 code for a protein of 615 amino acids. The transcript has 2 exons. Lineage: Eukaryota; Metazoa; Cnidaria; Anthozoa; Actiniaria; Aiptasiidae. Gene Ontology annotation, molecular function: zinc ion binding; nucleic acid binding.